Thalassophryne amazonica is the source of this 6330-nucleotide messenger RNA. RefSeq lists its product as uncharacterized. The transcript has 47 exons. The annotation marks the transcript as partial. The record is from RefSeq and is a predicted model, not a curated record. Lineage: Eukaryota; Metazoa; Chordata; Actinopteri; Batrachoidiformes; Batrachoididae.
AUGCAGAAAACUGACUCCAUUUCACAGCUCCGUCCUUCUCAGUUGGCACAAGUUCUACAGAGCUCAGGGAACAUCAAUAAUACAGACACAGUCAGGCUCGUAUUUGACCGGCUCGAGCAGAACGAUGGCUUUGAAAAUGUGGAGGUUUUGCUCACUGAACUCACAGACAAUGCACCGAAUAUUGUGAUUGAGUCCAGUGCAAGAGAUCUCGCAAUGAAUCGGACCUUUGACCUCAUCGCGCCCCGUCUUCCAAGCUUCAGUGAAAAUGAGUGGAACCGGUGGUUCCUCGAUUUGCUAAGACCUUGUCUGGCAAGCUUCAACCCGUUGAUGCUCAUGAAUGUAACGUCGUUCAUAAACUGCACAAACUAUCGUGCUGUUGUGAAGGGGCUGAGCCAUGUUUACUCCACAACACCUCCGGAAAGACAAAGAGCAAAUGCUGCAGUUUUGCUCAACUUCUUGAAGGAUUCUGCUAGUGAAUUCAACACACCAGCUUGCAGGAAAGGAAUUCAGAACGAUGCAGAAUUUCUUGAGAAAAACCUGGGCUCAUUUGUAGAGCAGGCUACCUUCACAGACCUGGAAGCUUUCAACAUCUCCAUCACUGGUGCCAUUUCACAGCUCCGUCCUUCUCAGUUGGCACAAGUUCUACAGAGCUCAGGGAACAUCAAUAAUACAGACACAGUCAGGCUCGUAUUUGACCGGCUCGAGCAGGGCAAUGGCUUUGAAAAUGUGGAGGUUUUGCUCACUGAACUCACAAAAAAUGCACCGAAUAUUGUGAUUGAAUCCAGUGCAAGAGAUCUCGCAAUGAAUCGGACCUUUGACCUCAUCGCGCCCCGUCUUCCAAGCUUCAGUGAAAAUGAGUGGAACCUGUGGUUCCUCGAUUUGCUAAGACCUUGUCUGGCAAGCUUCAACCCGUUGAUGCUCAUGAAUGUAACGUCGUUCAUAAACUGCACAAACUAUCGUGCUGUUGUGAAGGGGCUGAGCCAUGUUUACUCCACAACACCUCCGGAAAGACAAAGAGCAAAUGCUGCAGUUUUGCUCAACUUCUUGAAGGAGUCUGCCGGUGAAUUCAACACACCAGCUUGCAGGAAAGGAAUUCAGAACGAUGCAGAAUUUCUUGAGAAAAACCUGGGCUCAUUUGUAGAGCAGGCUACCUUCACAGACCUGGAAGCUUUCAACAUCUCCAUCACUGGUGCCAUUUCACAGCUCCGUCCUUCUCAGUUGGCACAAGUUCUACAGAGCUCAGGGAACAUCAAUAAUACAGACACAGUCAGGCUCGUAUUUGACCGGCUCGAGCAGGGCAAUGGCUUUGAAAAUGUGGAGGUUUUGCUCACUGAACUCACAAAAAAUGCACCGAAUAUUGUGAUUGAAUCCAGUGCAAGAGAUCUCGCAAUGAAUCGGACCUUUGACCUCAUCGCGCCCCGUCUGCCAAGCUUCAGUGAAAAUGAGUGGAACCGGUGGUUCCUCGAUUUGCUAAGACCUUGUCUGGCAAGCUUCAACCCGUUGAUGCUCAUGAAUGUAACAUCGUUCAUAAACUGCACAAACUAUCGUGCUGUUGUGAAGGGGCUGAGCCAUGUUUACUCCACAACACCUCCGGAAAGACAAAGAGCAAAUGCUGCAGUUUUGCUCAACUUCUUGAAGGAUUCUGCCGGUGAAUUCAACACACCAGCUUGCAGGAAAGGAAUUCAGAACGAUGCAGAAUUUCUUGAGAAAAACCUGGGCUCAUUUGUAGAGCAGGCUACCUUCACAGACCUGGAAGCUUUCAACAUCUCCAUCACUGGUGCCAUUUCACAGCUCCGUCCUUCUCAGUUGGCACAAGUUCUACAGAGCUCAGGGAACAUCAAUAAUACAGACACAGUCAGGCUCGUAUUUGACCGGCUCGAGCAGGGCGAUGGCUUUGAAAAUGUGGAGGUUUUGCUCACUGAACUCACAAAAAAUGCACCGAAUAUUGUGAUUGAAUCCAGUGCAAGAGAUCUCGCAAUGAAUCGGACCUUUGACCUCAUCGCGCCCCGUCUUCCAAGCUUCAGUGAAAAUGAGUGGAACCGGUGGUUCCUCGAUUUGCUAAGACCUUGUCUGGCAAGCUUCAACCCGUUGAUGCUCAUGAAUGUAACGUCGUUCAUAAACUGCACAAACUAUCGUGCUGUUGUGAGGGGGCUGAGCCAUGUUUACUCCACAACACCUCCGGAAAGACAAAGAGCAAAUGCUGCCGUUUUGCUCAACUUCUUGAAGGAUUCUGCCGGAGAAUUCAACACACCAGCUUGCAGGAAAGGAAUUCAGAACGAUGCAGAAUUUCUUGAGAAAAACCUGGGCUCAUUUGUAGAGCAGGCUACCUUCACAGACCUGAAAGCUUUCAACGUCUCCAUCAUGGAAGUUCUGGACCGUCUCACACCGCAGCAAAAGGCUGAGUUACUUGUGGAUCCAGACACUGGUGCUUUGGAGAAUGAGACCUUCAUAAAGGUGGUGUGCAACACGUUCUUGGAUUCCUCAGACACUGACCCGCUCAGUCAGUUCAUCCAGGCCUUUUUCAGACAAAUCCCCAGGAACGCUGACUGUCCAUCAUACACUGCCAUAGUCAAUGGUCUUCAGCAGUGCUUCAAAUUGAAUCUUCCAGAGAGUGUGAAAUCAAGCAUAGGAAGCCUCCAAAUGAAAUUCCUACGUUGUCGCAUUACAGGUUCUCUGAGGUGCAACAACACAGCAGUUAAUGUGAGUCAUAUCUGUGCUGACGUCAGCGGGUCACAACAAAUCCAAUCUGGUGGCAACUUGACAGAAGCCCUGUGCAAUAUUUCCAUCACUGCACACGCCUGUUCCUCAGCUACACAUCUCACACCCAGCAACGUUGCGACACUGUUGAACUGUUCGCUGCAAAGCCAAAUGACAUACUCCCCAGAGGUCUGGAAGCUUUUCAUCCGAGAAGCUUCUCCUGUGCUGGAUGAGGCUCUUACCAUGUACUCUGCUAUGGCUCCCAACACCAGCAGUCAGUCCUUGACCCCCAUUCUUGAGGCUGUUGGAGAGGUGAUAAUUGCCAACUUCAGCCAGAUGCAAGUGCAAGAUGAUGCCUUUGUCAAGAGAUGGUUUGAGACAAACCUUCAUCCAUUUUUGGCUGCUUCAUCACCCAACUUCCUGUUUUGUCUCAGCUCGACAAACUUCAGCUGCCAAACGUACCACACUGUCAUCCGGGCAUUCAGCAGAGUCCAACCAUCCAUGAAGAGAGAGACACAGAAAUCAGUCUUGACUCAUUUCAUCCAGCCGUUCCUUGUGAAAAAUGACUCAUCAGAUCCUGGCUGUGUCUCAGCCAGCAGUGGUACUAAAGAGUGGCUCCAGGAUAACUUUGGUAGCUUCUCUGAAUUUGCAGAUCUGCAGGAUUUGCAAACCCUCAAUCCCAAUUUUUCUGUUACUGACUCCAUUUCACAGCUCCGUCCUUCUCAGUUGGCACAAGUUCUACAGAGCUCAGGGAACAUCAAUAAUACAGACACAGUCAGGCUCGUAUUUGACCGGCUCGAGCAGGCCGAUGGCUUUGAAAAUGUGGAGGUUUUGCUCACUGAACUCACAGACAAUGCACCGAAUAUUGUGAUUGAGUCCAGUGCAAGAGAUCUCGCAAUGAAUCGGACCUUUGACCUCAUCGCGCCCCGUCUUCCAAGCUUCAGUGAAAAUGAGUGGAACCGGUGGUUCCUCGAUUUGCUAAGACCUUGUCUGGCAAGCUUCAACCCGUUGAUGCUCAUGAAUGUAACGUCGUUCAUAAACUGCACAAACUAUCGUGCUGUUGUGAAGGGGCUGAGCCAUGUUUACUCCACAACACCUCCGGAAAGACAAAGAGCAAAUGCUGCAGUUUUGCUCAACUUCUUGAAGGAUUCUGCCGGUGAAUUCAACACACCAGCUUGCAGGAAAGGAAUUCAGAACGAUGCAGAAUUUCUUGAGAAAAACCUGGGCUCAUUUGUAGAGCAGGCUACCUUCACAGACCUGGAAGCUUUCAACAUCUCCAUCACUGGUGCCAUUUCACAACUCCGUCCUUCUCAGUUGGCACAAGUUCUACAGAGCUCAGGGAACAUCAAUAAUACAGACACAGUCAGGCUCGUAUUUGACCGGCUCAAGCAGGGCAAUGGCUUUGAAAAUGUGGAGGUUUUGCUCACUGAACUCACAAAAAAUGCACCGAAUAUUGUGAUUGAAUCCAGUACAAGAGAUCUCGCAAUGAAUCGGACCUUUGACCUCAUCGCGCCCCGUCUUCCAAGCUUCAGUGAAAAUGAGUGGAACCGGUGGUUCCUCGAUUUGCUAAGACCUUGUCUGGCAAGCUUCAACCCGUUGAUGCUCAUGAAUGUAACGUUGUUCAUAAACUGCACAAACUAUCGUGCUGUUGUGAAGGGGCUGAGCCAUGUUUACUCCACAACACCUCCGGAAAGACAAAGAGCAAAUGCUGCAGUUUUGCUCAACUUCUUGAAGGAUUCUGCCAGUGAAUUCAACACACCAGCUUGCAGGAAAGGAAUUCAGAACGAUGCAGAAUUUCUUGAGAAAAACCUGGGCUCAUUUGUAGAGCAGGCUACCUUCACAGACCUGGAAGCUUUCAACAUCUCCAUCACUGGUGCCAUUUCACAGCUCCGUCCUUCUCAGUUGGCACAAGUUCUACAGAGCUCAGGGAACAUAAAUAAUACAGACACAGUCAGGCUCGUAUUUGACCGGCUCGAGCAGGGCAAUGGCUUUGAAAAUGUGGAGGUUUUGCUCACUGAACUCACAAAAAAUGCACCGAAUAUUGUGAUUGAGUCCAGUGCAAGAGAUCUCGCAAUGAAUCGGACCUUUGACCUCAUCGCGCCCCGUCUUCCAAGCUUCAGUGAAAAUGAGUGGAACCGGUGGUUCCUCGAUUUGCUAAGACCUUGUCUGGCAAGCUUCAACCCGUUGAUGCUCAUGAAUGUAACGUCGUUCAUAAACUGCACAAACUAUCGUGCUGUUGUGAAGGGGCUGAGCCAUGUUUACUCCACAACACCUCCGGAAAGACAAAGAGCAAAUGCUGCAGUUUUGCUCAACUUCUUGAAGGAUUCUGCCGGUGAAUUCAACACACCAGCUUGCAGGAAAGGAAUUCAGAACGAUGCAGAAUUUCUUGAGAAAAACCUGGGCUCAUUUGUAGAGCAGGCUACCUUCACAGACCUGGAAGCUUUCAACAUCUCCAUCACUGGUGCCAUUUCACAACUCCGUCCUUCUCAGUUGGCACAAGUUCUACAGAGCUCAGGGAACAUCAAUAAUACAGACACAGUCAGGCUCGUAUUUGACCGGCUCAAGCAGGGCAAUGGCUUUGAAAAUGUGGAGGUUUUGCUCACUGAACUCACAAAAAAUGCACCGAAUAUUGUGAUUGAAUCCAGUACAAGAGAUCUCGCAAUGAAUCGGACCUUUGACCUCAUCGCGCCCCGUCUUCCAAGCUUCAGUGAAAAUGAGUGGAACCGGUGGUUCCUCGAUUUGCUAAGACCUUGUCUGGCAAGCUUCAACCCGUUGAUGCUCAUGAAUGUAACGUUGUUCAUAAACUGCACAAACUAUCGUGCUGUUGUGAAGGGGCUGAGCCAUGUUUACUCCACAACACCUCCGGAAAGACAAAGAGCAAAUGCUGCAGUUUUGCUCAACUUCUUGAAGGAUUCUGCCAGUGAAUUCAACACACCAGCUUGCAGGAAAGGAAUUCAGAACGAUGCAGAAUUUCUUGAGAAAAACCUGGGCUCAUUUGUAGAGCAGGCUACCUUCACAGACCUGGAAGCUUUCAACAUCUCCAUCACUGGUGCCAUUUCACAGCUCCGUCCUUCUCAGUUGGCACAAGUUCUACAGAGCUCAGGGAACAUAAAUAAUACAGACACAGUCAGGCUCGUAUUUGACCGGCUCGAGCAGGGCAAUGGCUUUGAAAAUGUGGAGGUUUUGCUCACUGAACUCACAAAAAAUGCACCGAAUAUUGUGAUUGAAUCCAGUGCAAGAGAUCUCGCAAUGAAUCGGACCUUUGACCUCAUCGCGCCCCGUCUUCCAAGCUUCAGUGAAAAUGAGUGGAACCGGUGGUUCCUCGAUUUGCUAAGACCUUGUCUGGCAAGCUUCAACCCGUUGAUGCUCAUGAAUGUAACGUCGUUCAUAAACUGCACAAACUAUCGUGCUGUUGUGAAGGGGCUGAGCCAUGUUUACUCCACAACACCUCCGGAAAGACAAAGAGCAAAUGCUGCAGUUUUGCUCAACUUCUUGAAGGAUUCUGCCAGUGAAUUCAACACACCAGCUUGCAGAAAAGGAAUUCAGAAUGAUGCACAAUUUCUUGAGAUAAACCUGGGCUCAUUUGUCGAGCAGGCUACCUUCACAGAGCUGAAUGCUUUCAACCUCUCCACA